UUUACCAACCUGCGAAGGGCCUCGCCCCAACUCUGCCCUCCUAAUUUUAAUCUCUCAUUCCAUUCGGCGCCGCCCAGAGGGGUGCGGUACCUCUGCAAGCCGCUGUGAUCGACGUCAACACGCCUCUUCCUCGAUCUAUGCACAAUCCAAAGAUCCAACCGCCGUCGAAAAAGACAGGAUUCUGUUGUUUCCGAGUCUGCUUCUCGAAGCGUUUUUAGAUUGAUUUGGAGCAGAGAUCUGAGUGGGCAUUAACUCCUGAGUGGGAAUCGCAAGUCUUGUUGAUGAUGCAGCAGAGCAAUCGACAAGGAGAUGACGAGAUGGUUGAAGCAUCAUCAGCUGCUGCUCACUCGGAAGACAAAGUCGAUAAGGUUGGUAAAGAAGAGGAGGACCUCAAGCCAUCGCUACGAAGGGAACCCUCUUUCUCGCGGUGGUGCGACGAGAACGGGAUCUUGCGGCCAAGCGCCGCGGAAGGUGAUGGAUCCCCUAGGGCCAGCUCAGCGGGUAAAGAGUCCGAAGAAUUCGAACUGACGUUGCUUCAUCAGGGCAGGCCUGAUAAAGUGGGAUCGCAGGACGAGAGACAAUGGAGAACUCACGAAUUCCGGCAGAGGAGCAUGCUUUCGGGAUUUGUGAAUAGGGACGGGGAUAAAUACGUGCCUUUGGAUAUAGAGAACGGUGUGCACGUCAGCGAUUCUACGGCAAAGCUCGAGUCUUUGGAGCAAUCCAGGAAGAGCCCAAUUUCUGUUGCAGUCUUGCUGAAGACUCUGUUUUAUAUACUGGUUUGGUACACAUUCAGUACUUGCUUGACGGUGUACAAUAAGACAUUGCUAGGUGAUGAUCUGGGGAAAUUUCCAGCUCCACUGUUGAUGAAUACGAUUCAUUUUUCUAUGCAAGCCAUUUUAUCAAAUGCCAUUGUGUAUAUCCAGUCUCGAAUAUCAAAAGGCAGCAGGAAUAUCAUGUCAUGGAAGGAUUACUUUUUCAGAGUUGUUCCAACUGCUAUUGGAACUGCGUUAGAUGUGAAUUUAAGCAAUGAGUCUCUUGUAUUUAUAACUGUGACAUUUGCAACAAUGUGCAAAUCAGCCACUCCUAUAUUUCUCCUUAUGUUUGCUUUUGCCUUCAGGUUGGAGAAACCUAAUUUGAAGCUUGUAGGCAUUAUGCUUAUUAUUUCUGUUGGCGUUUUAUUAACAGUUACAAAAGAGACAAAGUUUGAGUUCUGGGGCUUCAUUUUUGUUAUGUUAUCCGCUGUUAUGGCUGGUUUUCGCUGGUGCAUGACUCAGAUUCUCUUGCAGAAAGAGGCAUACGGUUUGAAGAAUCCAAUCACUUUGAUGAGUUAUGUGACACCGGUAAUGGCAAUCAUAACUGCUGUCCUUUCUCUAGUUUUGGAUCCUUGGGAUAAGUUUAAGGAAAGCAAUUACUUUGAUAGCACAAAACACAUAAUGCGAAGCUGCCUACUUAUGCUUUUUGGAGGAGCAUUGGCAUUUUGUAUGGUUUUGACAGAAUAUAUUCUUGUUUCAGCAACUAGUGCAGUGACAGUCACUGUAGCUGGCAUUGUGAAGGAAGCUGUUACAAUUUUGGUUGCAGUAUUUUACUUUCAAGAUCAGUUUACCUGGUUAAAGGGAAUUGGACUUCUAACUAUUAUGGUUGGAGUCAGUUUGUUUAAUUGCUUCAAAUACUACAAACUGAAAAAAGAGGGAACAAAUACAUCAAUGGACAGAGAUGCAAAGUACGUCAUUCUUGAUGACAGUGAGGUUCAAGAUGAACUUGAGUUUCCAUCUGUGCAGGCAACAUGUUGAAUUGAGUCGGUGCACGGUGCAUCCACAAACGUCAUGUGAGUGUGUGGCACAACUCGGCAUGCUUCCUUGAUUGACUAAAUUCGCAAAUGCAAGAUUGUGCCCCGCGUAUCUGAAGUGUAAGUACCAUCCUCUUCAGAAACACGCUACUGCUCUGCCAUGUCAAGCUAAAGGAUUAGGUAAUUGAGUAGCAACUGUUCUUUCAUGGAUUGCUGCCCUAAUUUAAAAGAAAGGAAUUGCUCAACGAUAUACAUACUUUAAGCCACGUACUCUCUAUAGCAUCCUUAGCCUCUUCCAUUUUAAUUUUCAUUGGCUUCCGUUUUUCUCCUGUAAUUUGUAUAUUUUUUUAUUUAUCACUUUAAGCCAAUGAUCAUUGAUCUUUGCUAACCAUCAAUUCCAUCAAAACAUGUAAAGGACCAACAUUUUUAACAGGAGCAUUAUCAAGCAGCAGAUUUCUUUGGAUGCAAAAUUCAUAUUAUUCUCAUUUAUAACCGGAAAUAAUAUGGAACUGUUCUUCUAGGAAUUGAUAGGCAUAGCAACAAAGCUGAACCUUGUUUAUUUUGGUGAUUGUACUGAUGAUAAUACAAUUGUGGACUAACGGCCAUCUGUGCGUUUGUGUUUGGAUUUGACAACUGUUUGUGUUCUAA
Messenger RNA from Zingiber officinale, 2434 nucleotides. RefSeq names its product probable sugar phosphate/phosphate translocator At1g06470. NCBI's taxonomy places the organism in Eukaryota, Viridiplantae, Streptophyta, Magnoliopsida, Zingiberales, Zingiberaceae. The coding region runs from base 282 to 1790 and encodes 502 amino acids. The record is from RefSeq and is a predicted model, not a curated record. The transcript is spliced from 12 exons. Gene Ontology annotation, molecular function: antiporter activity. Gene Ontology annotation, biological process: UDP-glucose transmembrane transport. Gene Ontology annotation, cellular component: cis-Golgi network; Golgi apparatus; endoplasmic reticulum-Golgi intermediate compartment.